UAAACCCUUCUUUAUUAUUCUUACCAAUAUCAUCCUCAUCAUUAUCAUAACAUUCAAGUUCAAGAAAGAAAGAAACUAUUAUGGCUCAAGCUAUGGCAUCAUCAAUGGCUGGUUGUUUACGUGGCUGUUCAUCUCAAACUGUGUUAGAAGGAAGCCUUCAGUUGAGUGGACCAAACAGGUUGAGUUUGUUGCAUGGAACCACCAACAACAGUAACAAGGCUACAACACGUUCGUUGAUGACUGUUAGAGCUCAACAACAGGAAAGUAGUAGAAGGGCUGUGAUUGGUCUUGUUGCUACUGGUUUGGUUUCUUCUUCUUUUGUUCAAGCUGUUUUUGCUGAGGCUAUUCCUAUUAAAGUUGGUGGCCCUCCCGCACCUUCUGGUGGCCUUCCUGGAACACUGAACUCUGAUGAAGCAAGAGACCUUAAGCUACCAUUGAAAGAAAGGUUCUUUCUUCAACCAUUGCCACCCACUGAAGCAGCAGCAAGAACCAAGGAAUCAGCAAAGGAAAUUGUUGCUGCUAAGAAGUUCAUUGACCAGAAGGCUUGGCCAUUUCUUCAGAAUGAUCUCCGUCUCAGGGCUGGCUAUCUUCGAUAUGACCUUAAAACUAUCAUCUCUUCAAAGCCUAAGGACCAGAAACAAUCCCUCAAAGAACUCAGUGAUAAGCUCUUCAAGGAUAUCGACAAUUUGGAUCAUGCAGCAAAAAUAAAGAGCCCUGCAGAAGCUGAGAAGUACUAUGCUAUAGCUGUAUCUACUCUCAAUGAUGUUCUUAGCAAAAUUGCUUAAUGUGAAUGAUUUCUUGCUUUCUUGUGUAAACUUUGUCUAUGGUUUUUUUAAGACAUUUUAUGUUUAAUAACUACUAUUUGAAGAAAAUCAAAUGAGAAAAAUUGCUAUAAGCAAGCAGGAAAUUAGUAUCA
This is a messenger RNA of Vicia villosa (hairy vetch), 916 nucleotides long. Its product is annotated as oxygen-evolving enhancer protein 3-2, chloroplastic-like. Gene Ontology annotation, cellular component: photosystem II; chloroplast; extrinsic component of membrane. Bases 81 to 785 code for a protein of 234 amino acids. NCBI's taxonomy places the organism in Eukaryota, Viridiplantae, Streptophyta, Magnoliopsida, Fabales, Fabaceae. Gene Ontology annotation, molecular function: calcium ion binding. The record is from RefSeq and is a predicted model, not a curated record. Gene Ontology annotation, biological process: photosynthetic electron transport chain; photosynthesis. The transcript is spliced from 3 exons.